Molecule: messenger RNA, 2180 nt
Organism: Bufo bufo (common toad)
Lineage: Eukaryota; Metazoa; Chordata; Amphibia; Anura; Bufonidae
Gene: EIF2S1
Product: eukaryotic translation initiation factor 2 subunit alpha
Exons: 8
Coding region: 158-1105 (315 amino acids)
Cellular component (GO): multi-eIF complex; eukaryotic 48S preinitiation complex; eukaryotic translation initiation factor 2B complex
Molecular function (GO): translation initiation factor activity; RNA binding; ribosome binding
Source: RefSeq, a predicted model, not a curated record
CGUCGUCUCGAUGGUUCCGCUUUGUGGUUGACGCAUGCGCUUGGAAGUCUUGCCGGGACGCAUGCUGAUGAAAUAGUGCGGCGUGUGCUACAGGAAAGCACCCGGGGCCCAGUCACCGAUCUGAUCGCGGAGCAACGGAGACGGCCGAUAAGACAAGAUGCCUGCGUUGAGUUGUCGGUUUUACCAGCACAAGUUUCCAGAAGUAGACGAUGUGGUCAUGGUCAAUGUCCGCUCCAUUGCGGAGAUGGGCGCCUACGUCAGCCUCUUGGAGUAUAACAACAUCGAGGGCAUGAUUCUCCUCAGCGAGCUCUCCCGAAGGCGUAUCCGAUCCAUCAACAAGCUCAUCCGCAUUGGCAGAAACGAGUGCGUGGUGGUCAUAAGAGUCGAUAAAGAUAAAGGAUACAUAGAUCUGUCUAAGAGAAGAGUUUCGCCGGAAGAAGCGCUGAAAUGCGAAGAUAAGUUCACCAAGUCUAAAACUGUUUACAGCAUUUUGCGUCAUGUAGCAGAGGUGCUGGAGUACAGGAAGGAUGAACAGCUGGAGAGCCUCUUUCAGCGGACCGCCUGGGUAUUUGAUGAAAGAUACAAGAGGCCGGGCUACGGAGCCUACGAUGCCUUCAAGCAAGCAGUUUCGGACCCUUCAGUUCUGGAUGGAUUGGAUUUAACAGAAGAGGAGAUGCGAGUUCUCAUUGACAAUAUUAACAGGCGUCUUACUCCACAAGCUGUGAAGAUCAGAGCAGAUAUUGAAGUUGCGUGCUACGGAUAUGAAGGUAUCGAUGCCGUCAAAGAUGCCCUGAGGGCAGGACUUAGCUGUUCAACGGAAAAUAUGCCAAUCAAGAUAAAUCUGAUUGCGCCGCCUCGGUACGUGAUGACCACCACCACCCUGGAGAGGACGGAAGGCCUGUCCGUUCUGAAUCAAGCAAUGUCCGUCAUCAAAGAGAGGAUUGAGGAGAAAAGAGGCGUUUUUAAUGUCCAAAUGGAGCCCAAGGUGGUCACAGAGACAGACGAAACAGAACUGGCCAGACAACUGGAGCGACUGGAGAAGGAGAACGCCGAGGUGGACGGAGACGACGACGCAGAUGAAAUGGAAGCAAAAGCAGAAGAUUAAAAAGAAAACUGCUCCAAUUCCAAACACCAGCUCCACAAUCUGGCCACAACAUAUCCGUACAUUUUCCCAAAUCUAACAUUUUAUGCAGUCGCCCCCUGAUCUAACUCUUCAUUCCAAGACUAUGAAACCUGUCGUUCCACCACAGCGUCCCUUCUAUCUGCCUCUGCAGGACUCGUGAUGGCCUCUCAGAGCUUCUCCGAGGCUUCAGGGCAUGGUUUUAUAUGCUCUCAAUCCAAACUCGUGUAGGACACCUCUCCUUUGGGUUAAUGGCAAGUAGCCACCAUUGUUGUCACCAGUAAGAUCUGAUCUUGGGUUUCUUGCAUCCAGUUGGUCACAGUUAGGCCCUGAUAUAAAGGGGUUUUCACAUGUCAUAACUGAAGUUGGUUGGGUCUUGGCGUCCAUGACCGGCCGAUCCCCUCUUGCAUGGGCAGUUCCUUUCUAUUGAAAUUUAAAGUUUCAAUCAAACAUGUUUAAAGGGGUUCUUCUCCGGGCUACAGAUAUUGCUGACCUUUGCUCAGGCUAGGUCAUCGAUAUCCGUCUGUAACCCAGCUACCCAACCAGUCAGUGUAUGGGGCUGGAGGCAGAUGGCUUUGGACACUGCCGUGCCACAUGACCCACGUCAAACUAGAUGUUGAUGUGGGUAGACCUGAGACAUAUGGCUCCUAAGGGGGAGCGAUGAAAGUAGGAGUCCUACUGCGGGUCCGGACAUCCUGAGAGCUCUGCAGAAAAGGUCCCCAAGGGUGAGCGACCCCUUUAAAGCAUUGGAUAGGAGAUCCCAAUGAUCCCGAGAUUGGUCACCUGUGCCCCUCUGUUUGACUGGUGCGGCGUACAUGCAUGCACGCUGCGGGGCUUCCAGACGUAGCUGAGCUCUUGUACUCCAAUAGAGUUGGAUGGAGCGUAUGUGUCGGCGGGGGUCCGUCUCACCUGAGGAGAUAAGUUCCUGUGAUGGGACAAUCCCUUCAUUAUGCCAUGUGGACAGUUCUUCUCCAGGACACCUGUGGGUGGCCUAUAAUACCUUAGGCUUACUGGAUCCGGCAGGGAUCAGCAAAAACGCUUCCGUUACUGAUAAUACAAC